CCUGCCACCACCCUUCCCUGGGCUGUUACAAUGGACUCUCCCAAUGUUCAGUGUGUGUGUAGAAGGCUGCGAUGCUAAUGCUCAUUCUGGUACCCAUGAGCUAUUUCCUUCCUGUAUCCCUGCCAGAGCAUCCUUCAUAAUAUCACGCGAGACAGAUACUUAAAGGAGGGCUGUGGCAGAUCGGAGUAUAGACCAGGACCAUCUCCAUCUACUGCCACCCAAGGGAGAAUCGCCCAAUCAAUCCACUUGGCCGCUCCGGCGUCUCAAGCCUGGCUUAAGCGAAUGGGUCGCGGUUCAGUGACCUCGAUCGGCCGCCGUUGGAAAGCCGUGUCCUCCUUGCCCGCCGAAGAUUCCCACCGCUGCCCCUUGGCCUGAGGAGACGGGGAGGGGCCCUGCGCGCUCAUCCAGGAAGACCCGCCCUCCACCCCCCGCCGCUCGUCAAAGGUGGUUCCCAUCCUCUUCUUCCUCACGCCAGUGAGAUCUGAAGGCGGGACGUCGGCCAGGGCAGAGCCAUGGAUGAGGGGUUCAGGGACCGCACGGCCUUCAUCCGAGGGGCAAAGGAUAUUGCCAAGGAGGUGAAGAAGCAUGCCACCAAGAAGAUGGGCAAGGGCGUGGAUCGCAUGCAGGACGAAUACACCAAGCGCUCCUACACCCGCUUCGAGGAGGAUGAGGAGGAGGAAGAUUACCAGCCCCAGGACGGCUACUACCGUGGCGAGUCGGCAAAUGAUGAGGAAGGGGCCUCCAGCGAUGCCACCGAAGGGCACGACGAAGACGACGAGAUCUACGAGGGCGAGUACCAGGGCAUCCCCCGAAAUGAGUCCCUGAAGGCCGGGGACCACCUGGCCGACAACCAGCAGGUGGUGAGCGAGUUCAGAGACUUCGAGGACCUGGAAGGGGACAAGAAGAAGGACAAGGAGGAGCUGGCCCAGCAGUACGAGCUCAUCCUGCAGGAGUGCGGCCACGGGCGCUUCCAGUGGACGCUCUACUUUGUGCUGGGGCUGGCCCUCAUGGCCGAUGGUGUGGAGGUCUUCGUGGUGGGCUUUGUCCUCCCUAGUGCCGAGAAGGACAUGUGCUUGUCAGACUCCAACAAAGGCAUGCUGGGCCUCGUCGUCUACCUGGGCAUGAUGGUGGGAGCGUUCCUGUGGGGUGGCCUGGCGGAUCGGAUCGGCCGGAAGCAGUGCCUCCUCAUAUCCCUCUCGGUCAACAGCGUCUUCGCCUUCUUCUCCUCUUUCGUGCAAGGUUACGGCACCUUCCUCUUCUGCAGGCUGCUCUCCGGAGUGGGCAUCGGGGGCUCAAUCCCCAUUGUCUUCUCCUACUUCUCAGAGUUCCUAGCUCAGGAGAAGCGAGGCGAGCACCUGAGCUGGCUCUGCAUGUUCUGGAUGAUUGGGGGCAUCUACGCAUCAGCCAUGGCUUGGGCCAUCAUCCCUCACUAUGGCUGGAGUUUCCAGAUGGGCUCUGCGUACCAGUUCCACAGCUGGAGGGUCUUUGUCCUGGUCUGCGCCUUCCCCUCCGUCUUCGCCGUCGGCGCUCUCACUACCAUGCCUGAGAGCCCACGCUUCUUCCUGGAGAACGGGAAGCACGACGAGGCCUGGAUGGUGCUGAAGCAGGUUCACGACACCAACAUGCGAGCCAAGGGCCACCCCGAGAGGGUGUUUUCGGUCACCCACAUCAAAACCAUCAAGCAGGAGGAUGAGCUGAUUGAGAUCCAGCUGGACACUGGAACCUGGUACCGGCGCUGGAUGGUUCGGAUCCUGAACCUCUUGCAGCAGGUCUGGAGCAACUUCCUGCAGUGCUUUGCUCCUGAGUACCGGCGCGUCACUCUCAUGAUGAUGGCUGUGUGGUUCACCAUGUCCUUCAGUUACUACGGCUUGACUGUCUGGUUCCCAGACAUGAUCAAGCAUUUACAGAACAUCGAAUAUGCCUCUCGCACCAAGCUCUUCACCCGCGAGAAGGUGGAACACUUCACCUUCAACUUCACCCUGGAGAACCAGAUCCACCGCAACGGUGAAUACUUCAAUGACAAGUUCAUCGGCCUCAAGCUGAAAUCCGUCUCCUUUGAGGACUCCCUGUUUGAGGAGUGCUACUUCGAAGACAUCACCUCCAGCAACACCUUCUUCAAGAACUGCUCCUUCAUCUCCACUGUCUUCUACAACACAGACCUGUUUGAGUACAAAUUCAUCAACACCAAAAUCAUCAACAGCACCUUCCUGCACAACAAAGAAGGCUGCCAGCUGGACUUCAGCGACGACAACAACGCCUACAUGAUCUACUUCGUCAGCUUCCUGGGCACCCUGGCCGUGCUGCCGGGGAACAUUGUCUCGGCCCUGCUCAUGGACAAGAUCGGGCGCCUCCGGAUGCUGGCCGGCUCGAGCGUGAUGUCGUGCAUCAGCUGCUUCUUCCUGUCGUUCGGGAACAGCGAGUCAGCCAUGAUUGCGCUGCUCUGCCUUUUCGGGGGGGUCAGCAUUGCCUCCUGGAACGCCUUGGACGUGCUGACGGUGGAGCUUUACCCCUCAGACAAAAGGACGACAGCCUUCGGCUUCCUCAAUGCCCUCUGCAAGCUGGCGGCCGUCCUUGGCAUCAGCAGCUUCACCUCCUUCGUCGGCAUCACGAAAGCCGUGCCCAUCUUGCUGGCCUCGACCGCGCUGGCCGUGGGCAGCUCGCUAGCGUUGAGGCUGCCGGAGACACGCGGGCAGGUGUUGCAGUGAGUGGGGCGUGCCCUGCCCCCCCACCCCGAUUCUCCCCUGCUCCAGGGAGAUUAGAGUUGUUAGACACUGUGAAAUGUCUGAUUUUCUGAUUUUGAUUAUUUUAUUUUUUUGCCCCCCCCCGGCUCCUCUCCCCUCUUUUUUCGGUAUCAUUAUGUGUGUGAGAAUCGGCUCAUUCGUUGUGGAAGUUGGGGGGGGGGAUAAAACUUGACUGAGAAGGAGAAGGGGGGAAAUAACCUCUUUGCACUAAAUUCAGGCUGGAAACGGCUCAGCCCUGGCAGUGUGAACUGAUUAACUGGGCAGGUGCCAAUUGACUUAGCUCCUGAUCAAAGCUGGAUGCUAGGGGCUAGUGACAGCUCCUCAAGGGGACAUCUAAUGUCUAGGCACUCUGCCACGGGGCAGUAACCCGGAACCCCUCUGUGGAGCUGGCUCUAGGGUGUGUGCUGGUGAACACGUGAUCCAUUUAACUUUACACACGUGGGUGUAAACUAGUAGUAUGUGCAAUGUGUGCUCACGGAUCUUGGCUGUGUAAUAUUCUCCGAAUCCUCAUUUAUUUUUUUCAUUGGGUACCUGUGGUGUAUGGAGAGCAACACAAUCCCUCCCCCUGCACUUCUCUCCCCCCUGCUUUUUUGGGGCCCUUUGAGUCAUAUGUAAAGUAGCGUCGAUUUCAGGUGUUAACAAAGCAUCCAUUUCAGGCUUCUAAGCCAGGUUUGCAGGAGCAAAUCAGCAGAGCUAAGUCGUUCCUCUGUGUCACAUGAACCGAAUUUGCAAUCCUGAUCGGCACGUGUCUUUGCAUCAUGUCUCGCUGGUGUCACAAAUGUCUGGUGAAUCCAUGCCAGGUGCUGCAGGUAUACACCCUUGUAGGCUCUAGUGGUAUUAGGCAUUCAUACAUUUUUCAGGCAGCAGAUCUAGGCUCUCAUCGGCAUGGCAGAGGCUGUGUCAGAGCAGUGGUUCCAUCCUUGGCUCUGGUAGGUGGAUUGUCCCAGUGUGCUGUGCCUCAGUUUCCCCAGCUGUAAAACAGGGAUCAUGAUACUUGCAUCCUUCUGUUGAGUGCUAUAGAGGAAAGGUGCUGUAUGUGAGAGCAAAGUAGCAUUCUUUUUUCUCCUUUGGACCCACAUCAGCUCAGACAUCCCUCUGUAACUGGACCGAAUUUAAUGCGCUAAUCCAGGAAGAUUCCCCUCUUCCAGUUAUCCAUUUCAGAUGCACAAGACAGCGAUGCUCGGUUUCUUUUAAUAUUGUUUAUUCAGGGAUUUUAAAUGUUUUUUCUGUGUGGAGGGAGAAAAUUUGACUUUGAAGCUUAGGGAUUGUGGUUGUGGUUGUUGUUGUUUUUAAUUCUCCCCAAGCCCCUCCCCACAGCGACCAUCCAGAAACACAGCUGGGGCCGGGGGGGAGGGGGUGAUAGUGGCACCUGUGAUUCCCCAAAAUGAGAUCAGGGCUCCAUCAUGCUAGGCCAGCAGCCCAGCUGGCCUGAGAGUGACGCUAACCUCUGUCUUGUCUGUGGGUUGCUGGUCAUUCGGAUUAGGUGUUCUGUGUAUUUAAUUCUGUAGCCGUCUGUCUCUCUGCCCUCCUCCAGUUCCUUGGUCAACACCAAGGUCUGGUCUACACUUAAAAAAAAUUAGAUUGACCCAGCUACGUCGCUUAGGGCCGAGAAAAAUCUCGUACCCUGUGUGCCUUACUUAGGCUGACCUAACCCUAGAAGUAGCUGCUGCUAGGAAGAAUUCUUCCGUCAACCUAGCCCCGGCCUCCCAGGGAGGUGGAUUGAUCCCACUGAUGGAACAUAAUGGAACGCCCUGGUGCAGAUGUAGCCUGUUAGCACCAGAAGGGGUUUUCCCAUCCGUGUAAGAACGCCACCUCCUCGCACGCCGGUAGCGACGUUGAUGGAAGCAGUCUUCCCACACAGUCUUCCACACGGCAUGCAGGGCUGCCGAUUUUUCAUGUCCUCGACACAUGCAGCUGGCCUGGGGAGAGGGUGCAUUUAGUGUCACCCAGCAGGGGGGUUGGGUUGUAGAUGU
This is a messenger RNA of Dermochelys coriacea (leatherback sea turtle), 4714 nucleotides long. RefSeq names its product synaptic vesicle glycoprotein 2A (gene SV2A). Gene Ontology annotation, biological process: transmembrane transport; chemical synaptic transmission. Gene Ontology annotation, molecular function: transmembrane transporter activity. The record is from RefSeq and is a predicted model, not a curated record. Gene Ontology annotation, cellular component: membrane. Bases 513 to 2705 code for a protein of 730 amino acids. Lineage: Eukaryota; Metazoa; Chordata; Testudines; Dermochelyidae. The transcript has 13 exons.